UCCCCUCCAGCUCUCCGUACUCCGCUCCGCCCCGCCCCCCUCCUCAGUACACGUAGUCAGUGUGUGUUGGAUGUCUGAGUGGCCAGCAUGGACCGGGACGGGAUGAAGCACCGGGACGGCCGCCCGGAGAUGAGCGGCUACAACGUCUAUGAACAAGAGAACGAUAGGCUGACCGAGAGCCUCCGCCUCAAAGCGAACGCUCUGAAGUCACUUUCCAUUGAUAUUGGUACAGAAGUGAAAUACCACAAUAAGUUACUGGGGGAGAUGGAUUCAGACUUUGAAACCACAGGCGGUAUCCUGGGCUCCACGAUGGGCAGACUGAAAGCCCUCUCCAGAGGCAGCCAGACCAAACUUCUUUGCUAUAUGAUGCUUUUUGCUCUCUUUGUCUUCUUUGUCAUUUAUUGGUUUGUGAAGCUUAGGUGAUGAUUUUGUAUAUAUUUUUUAAUUAAAUAUUGUGCCACUGUUGCAA
Molecule: messenger RNA, 469 nt
Organism: Rana temporaria (common frog)
Lineage: Eukaryota; Metazoa; Chordata; Amphibia; Anura; Ranidae
Gene: BET1
Product: Bet1 golgi vesicular membrane trafficking protein
Exons: 3
Coding region: 88-423 (111 amino acids)
Biological process (GO): endoplasmic reticulum to Golgi vesicle-mediated transport; vesicle fusion with Golgi apparatus
Cellular component (GO): Golgi trans cisterna; SNARE complex
Molecular function (GO): SNAP receptor activity
Source: RefSeq, a predicted model, not a curated record